UAUGAUUUUUCAUUGCCAAUGACGAAUUCUACGACUCUACAAAGCUCGAUUGACGGAAAAAAAUUAUUUGUAAGGUUACCUUUGUACGAUAUUUUUAUUUAAAUUUAUUUAUAAUUUUACAAUUUUCAUCCAGAUGUGAUUUUCAACACUAACAUUUAAGUUUGAAAUCGGAGUCGCAGUUGAAGGGUAUAUUUUAAAUGUCAAUAAAAUUUUAGGGUGACAAAUUGACAAAACAGAAAGUAUUUUAUUUUUGAUUUAAGAUUGUAAAAAGAAAAAAGAUUCCAAAGAAUACAAAAUAAUAAUAAAAAGUUGAAAUGUUUAUACAAUAAACAAAAAAUGACGAAACAUUGUGAUAUUUGUAAUAUCGAUUUACUUGAUGAAUACGCAUACAAAGGACACUUGUCUGGAAAAAGACAUUUAAAAAAUGUUCAACAAAUUGAUGUCACAUCGCGAUCAGUUUAUAUUUAUUGGGGACAUAAUCAAUUUGUUGUUGAGGAUUUUUUAACUUACCUUUCGAGUUUCGAUAAAGUUGUGGAUCACAAAUUUGGACCUCAUCUCGACUAUGGUAUCUUUCAAUUUAAAGAAACCAAAACGGUGGAGAAAUUAUUAAACACAAGAUUAUUGUACAAUGGAACCAAGUUAGAAGUGAGACCGAGGACAAUUACAAAAAAUACUAUCACGAGGAAUGAGGAGAAAAAUGAAAACGACGAAGAAACAAAGAGCGAAAUUGAUUUUACAAAUUUGAAGCCUAUUUUUGAGAGAAAGACAAGUUUUGACGAUCAAUUGGCUUCGUUUUUAAAGCAAGUCGCCCUAAGUGACUCCGAAAUUGAGGGAAUGUACGAUCAAGUGUGCUUUCAUUUAAAUCGACUAUUUCGACAAGCAUUUCCCAAGUGCAGGACUUAUCGAUUUGGUUCAACGGUGACCGGAUUGUGCUUUAAAAAUUGCGAUCUCGACAUUUACAUGAACAUAGGUGAACAAAUUAGCAACGACGAAAACGAAAAGACUCCCGGAAUUUUGACUUUCCGAAGAGUAUUUUCCGACGCAAAGAAACUUUUGUUUCGAAAGAGUCACUUUUAUAGUAAAGUAAUACCAAUUCCCCGAGCGAAAACGCCAAUUAUCAAAUUUUUUAACAUACCAACAAAAACAUCGUGUGAUUUAUCAUUUAGAAAUAGUUUGGGCGUUCACAACAGUCUUUUAAUAAAACACUAUUUAAAAUUUGAUCCCCGCCUCAAACCGUUGAUGAUGCUCAUUAAAUAUUGGGCGAGAGACUGUGAAAUUUCAACGGAGACUUUGAGUGGAAGAAUUACUAAUUAUGCUCUAGUUUUGUUAUUUAUUUUUUAUCUCGAACAACCGAAUGUUAAUUUGGUUCCUCCUAUAAUGAAAUUAAAGGAUUCGUGCAAAGCAGAAAUUAUUGACGGAUGGCAAGUGAAUUUCAGUAAAAAAAUCCAGCAUCAGGCGGAUAACAAAAAAUCAAUUCCUGAAUUACUUCACGGAUUUUUCGAAUUUUACGCCAAUUUUGAUUUUAAGGAAUUUGUCAUUUGUCCGAUUGAUGGUUGCGCACAUGCGAAGGAGUCUUUUGAUAAUAUCGAUAGUCUACCAAAAUGCAUGGACAGUUACAAGGAGUACGUAAAAAAUACCGAGAAUGCAUACACCUUUAAUAUUCAAAAACCAUUGUGCAUUCAGGAUCCAAAUGAACUUAAUCACAAUUGUACCGGCAAUGUCACACCUUUCCUCCUCGAAGUUUUUCAAAGGCACGCCUCAACAUCCGCCGAAGUCUGUGACAAGUCAUUAAAAAAUAAUGAUUCUUCUCAAUUGCUAUUGAAUCUCUUCCUAACAAAACCCGAAAUCACGAAACCAAAUACAAAGAAAAUUGUCAUUCCAAUAAGUAUUCAGAAUUUUCUCCAUAUCGAAACAUCAGAUAAUGACAAUGGCAAUGACAAUGAUAAUGAUAAUGAUAAUUCAACGAAAACGAUAAAAGAUGGAAAAUUCCCAAAAGAAAAUUUAUUCGACAUUGUCUUGGAUAUUGUAAGAAAUAUCUUUGUUAAAGUUUAUAAAAUGAAAGUCGAACUUUUAGCUAUUGAUCGUGAGCAAAAACAACAAAAAAUUGAAAUUGAUUCCGAUGUCCAUACAAAGGAUAGUGAGAGAAUUGUCCUCGAAUGCACAGGCGAUCAAUGCUUUUGGAAAUUGAGGAAAAUUAAGUCUCUCGUACUCGAUCCAAGUUACAGUGUACUUGAAAAAGAAGUGAUAAUUACGAAUAAAAUGAUAGAAAAUAAACAGAAUAGCAAUGAAAAUGCACACGUUAAUUUAUUGUGCGUCUUUGAAAAAUGUCAAAAUCCACUGAACGUUAAAUUAAUAUUGAGCAGUAAAACCGGUGGUAAAGCUUAUAAGGAUUUUUCAAGUUUUCUCAGGGGGAAAAUUCCCAGUAUUGUUGAAAGAACACUGUCACAUAUGGUACAAUAUAAAAAAAGUUCAAUAACAUUCGAAAGAAUUGACGACUCAAAUAAAGAGUAAAAAAAAUAUCCAACACGGUAAAUACCGAAAAAAUUAAGUUUCAGAAUAAAACUCGAAUAGAUCUGAAAAGCAUUGUAAAAUAUAGUAUAAAAAUACACUUUUUUAGUUACUUUUAAAAUGUUUUGUUUAGAAUUGACAGUAUAUUUUUUUAACAGUUUUGACACACAAACUUAAGAAAGUUUAAUUUAGUUUAAAACAUUUGACAUAUUUUAAAUUUUGUUUUAAUAAUACUUUUCGCAUUUGUAAAGAAGAUAAGAUCACACGAAUUGUAUUCUCUUUUCAAUAAAACGACUGCAAUUAUUUCUUGCAUAAA
This is a messenger RNA of Leptopilina heterotoma, 2824 nucleotides long. Its product is annotated as speckle targeted PIP5K1A-regulated poly(A) polymerase-like. The coding region runs from base 337 to 2511 and encodes 724 amino acids. The record is from RefSeq and is a predicted model, not a curated record. NCBI's taxonomy places the organism in Eukaryota, Metazoa, Arthropoda, Insecta, Hymenoptera, Figitidae. Gene Ontology annotation, biological process: RNA 3'-end processing. Gene Ontology annotation, molecular function: nucleotidyltransferase activity. The transcript has 6 exons.